AUGACGACUAUUGAUAACGGCAGUACCGGUGAUGACAAGCGGGAAAGAACCCAAGCAAACACCGGGAUUUUGCAUGAUCGUUCUCCUUCGCCUGAUGGAUGCAUUGCCUUGACAUUCGAGCGAGGAUAUUAUCAUUGCGAUCGGCUCUUCAUCAAGAGGAGUCUGAGACCUAGCGAAUUUCGGACCUCGCAAAGAGGUCUUGUUCACGUCCCUCGCCUAGGGAAGGAGAGGCUUGAAAAUGAGGCAGAGUCGCUAAGGUUCAUUCGGCGCACGACCAACAUCCCGGUUCCAACUGUGUACGGUGCAUUCGAAGUGGACGAUUCGUUCUAUCUGAUUACGGAAUAUAUUCGAGGUACAGCCAUGUCUCAGCUGUCCGAGGAUCAGAAGAAAAUUGUCCGUGACGAGCUGCGUCAGCACCUGGCCACCCUUCAUAACAUCAGGUCGAAAACCACCGGCGGACCGUCGGGGAUUGUGAUCCCUCCCUACCGAGCCAUGAAGAGCACGGUCAAUGACCGCUGGCCAGUGCGAUCAUCUGAAAGUGCAGAAUACGUAUUCUGUCACAAUGAUCUAUCUCAGCCAAACGUCAUUGUUGACCCCGACACGCUCAGGAUCCGAGCGAUUCUCGAUUGGGAAUAUAUUAUUGACAAGGUUAUUAAACGCCAAGGACUAAACCAUAACUAUCUAGCUCAACAUGAGGAGGCUGGGCAAACCAGCACGGUCACCCAAAGCGCCCCAGAAAAAAAGAAAACAUCCUCAGACAACAACAUCCUCAUCCUCCUGACUCUUCUCUCACCAUACCUCCAACAUGCCUCCAACCCAUCGACCAUGAUCUUCAACACCUUCCGCGACUUCCACCUCGACAUCGUCGGCUUCCUCGCCAUCCUCGGCGAAGCCUCCGUUGCCGUGAACUACCAGGUCUCCACGCUCUCGUAUUUCAUCUUCCUCCCGCGCCUGCUGCCCGCGCCGCAGGCCUUCAUCCGGCCCGCGCGCCCGCUGCGUCUCGAGUCCGUGCCCGGCGUCGUCAUCGGCGUCAGCUCCGGCAACCUCUGCCGCCAUGUCUACCGCAUCCCGCACAUCAUUCUGCCCGGGGAGAAACUCAACGCCAGCAAAGGCGACUACACCGUGCGCCGCGUCGAAGUCCGCAUCAAGCCGGGCAGAAAAAAUGGCCCCCUGGUCACGGCCAGGACGUUCGGCCUCCUCUCGCUCCUCUCGGUCGUUGGCUGCGCCAUCUCCUUCGCCCUCCUGGGCCUCUCCAUCCACUACAACGACGGCUGGGCGCUGGUCGCCACCGUGCUGCUGUCGGUUCUGUCGACCGUCAUCGGGAUCGCGUGCAAAUGGGAGCUGAAGCUGGGCAAGCGCAUCGCGAACCGCGACAUCCCGUCCUCCGACGUCAUCGUGUGCUACCCGAACGGGUCGUUCCUCAUCGUCAAGUGCGACGAGGACGUCGCCCGCGCGCUGUUCUUCGCCCCCGAGCGCUGUGACUACCUCUUGGGUUCGUUGGCGUACCGCUCGCUUUCGCUGCUGGGCACGCUGAUGCUGAUGUUUGGCGUUGUGGCACUCGGGAAUUCGCAGCUCGAGCUGCAACUGGCGUUUGGCGCGUCGUAUCUGUUACUGAAUGUCGCGUAUUGGGUUGUCGCGGCUAUGCCGGAGCGCCUGCACUGGGAUUACUCGGCGCUGGAGAUUACCGAGGAGAUCCUGGUGAGUCCCUCGGCGAAGCGGAGCUUUACCGAUGCGCUGUGGCAGGCGAUCAAGCAGACGAAGGCUACGAGGUGGGUGCGGACAGGCCAGGUCGCGCCCGAUACGAGGGCGUGGGAUGAGUGGUUGAAGAGGGCGCAUGAGGUUGCGAAUCGGGAGACUGAGGGGGAGGGAGUGCUGCCGGAUGAGUGGGAUGCUGGGAGGAAUCUCAGUGAGUGUAUUAAGAUGUAUGCGAUGAAUACGGAGUCGCGGCUGCGUGAGGAAAUCAGCGGCGAGGGGAAGUGA
Molecule: messenger RNA, 1980 nt
Organism: Aspergillus terreus NIH2624
Lineage: Eukaryota; Fungi; Ascomycota; Eurotiomycetes; Eurotiales; Aspergillaceae
Product: aminoglycoside phosphotransferase family protein
Exons: 3
Coding region: 1-1980 (659 amino acids)
Source: RefSeq, a predicted model, not a curated record